This is a messenger RNA of Aureobasidium melanogenum CBS 110374, 828 nucleotides long. RefSeq lists its product as uncharacterized. NCBI's taxonomy places the organism in Eukaryota, Fungi, Ascomycota, Dothideomycetes, Dothideales, Saccotheciaceae. The coding region runs from base 1 to 828 and encodes 275 amino acids. The record is from RefSeq and is a predicted model, not a curated record. The transcript has a single exon.
AUGCCUCCCAUCGCCUCCCUCGUCUCCGCCCAAUUCACCUCCAUCCCCGCCUCGGGCAACACCCCCAUGGUCCUCUGCUCCCACUGCCAAACCACAAAACUGCCCCGCAACAACUUGACUCGAAAAGAAGAGCACCUGAAAAGCUGUGCCUCUUUUGCUCUCUCUCCCUUAUCAACCCAGCGUGACGCAAAUGGCAGAACACUACUUGAAGAUUCCAUCGCCAGACGCGCAGGAAGAACGAAACCGGGGAACAGCAAUAAGACAGAAGAGGAGAAAGAGGUACUGAGACUUAGGAGGUUGGGUGCGGUGUUGGCGUACGGGAAUGUUGGAGAGACCUUGCAGGAGGGGAUUCAAGAACGCGUGGAAAGGAUCUUGAGGGGGGAGAGUGGGAUGGUUGGAGCGAGGGGGGUGGAGAGGUUGGGUGGAAGGGCGAGUACUACUCCUUACCAGCCUUCUAGUCUUGAAGAUGGGAAUCAAGGGUCUGCAGAGGGGUUAAGUGCUUUUGCAACGCCAGAGUUCGAAACACCCAGUGCUGGUCCUGCGACAAGCAACCAAUCCAUGGCUGUAUUAUUGGAAUCAGCAACAAGAGGAAACUCCACGCUUCCUUCUCCGUUGGAAAAUUCGAGGAAAAGACAACAGCCGAGUGACUUUGAGGACAGUACUCCUCAAUUGAACAAUAGGGCGGCAAAACGCUUCAAGCAUGCAGAGUUAUAUCUCGAUGAAGAUGAUUUGGUGUUUGUGGGGUCUGCGCAGACGCCUAGGGAAGAGAGGUUUGCGGCACUGGUGGAGAGGCUUGCUAGAUUGGUUCGUUUGAGGGAUAUGCGAUGA